Messenger RNA from Amphiprion ocellaris (clown anemonefish), 3922 nucleotides. RefSeq names its product thrombospondin-1-like. Gene Ontology annotation, biological process: negative regulation of angiogenesis; cell adhesion. Bases 182 to 3700 code for a protein of 1172 amino acids. The transcript is spliced from 22 exons. The record is from RefSeq and is a predicted model, not a curated record. Gene Ontology annotation, cellular component: extracellular region. NCBI's taxonomy places the organism in Eukaryota, Metazoa, Chordata, Actinopteri, Pomacentridae. Gene Ontology annotation, molecular function: calcium ion binding; protein binding.
AGUGGAAGCAUCGGAAUAACCGGGAGCUCACAGAGACUUCAGCAGCUGAGCUUCUGUCAGAGCAAAAAGACGAGAAAAGGGGAUAAAUAAUCAGACGCAAGGACUUUUUAUCCUCAUAUAUUACUUUUUUUUAUAAUCCAGAGGGGAUUUUCAUUUUAAAGGGUUCACUUGAGAUUCGGAGAUGAUGCUGUGCGGCAUCUUUUUGCUGUUGAUGCUUUGGAGUUGUGAGGGCGCACGGUUGGCAGAGAGCAGAGAUGAUAACAGUGUGUAUGACUUGUUCGAUCUGGCCCGGGUAAACAAGAGGCACAACGGAGUGAGUUUGGUCAAAGGCGCAGAUCCCAACAGCCCCGCGUACAAGGUCCUGAACGCAGACCUGAUCCCCCACGUCCCCGACAGCUCCUUCAGGGACCUGCUCGACUCCAUCCAGGCCGAGCGGGGCUUCCUCCUCCUGGUGAACCUGAAGCAGUUCAAGAAGAACAGGGGCAGCCUGUUGACCAUCGAGAAGGAUGACGGAUCCGGACCCGUUUUCGAGGUCAUUUCCAACGGCAAGGCGAACACCCUGGAUGUGGUGUACUCCACCGAGAGCCAGCAGCAGGUCGUGUCCAUCGAGGAUGCAAAUUUGGCAACUGGACACUGGAAGAACAUCACGCUGUUCGUUCAGGAUGACCGUGCGCAACUUUACGUGGGCUGCGAGGAGAUCAACGUGUCAGAGAUGGAUGUGCCCAUCCAGACGGUGCUGGCCAGGGAGGUGGCAGACAUUGCCAAGCUCAGGAUUGGAAAGGGAGCUGUGAAGGAAAAAUUUAUGGGAGUGCUUCAGAAUGUGCGCUUUGUCUUUGGUACCACUCUGGAUGCCAUACUGAGAAAUAAGGGAUGCCACAGUGGAGCUGCCUUAACGGAUGUCAUGACCCUGGACAACCCAGUCAAUGGCUCCAGCCCUGCCAUUAGGACUGAUUACACUGGCCACAAAGCCAAAGAUCUGCAGUCUGUCUGCGGCUUCUCCUGUGAGGACAUAGCCAGCAUGUUCAGGGAGCUCAAAGGACUCAAUGUGGUGGUUAAGCAGCUGUCAAACGAGCUCCAGAAAGUGUCUCAGGAAAGUAUAUCCCUAAAAAAUUACAUGAACAUCCACAGUGGAGUUUGCAUCCACAAUGGCAUCGUGCACCAAGACAAAGAGGAAUGGACCGUGGACGGCUGCACGGAGUGCACCUGCCAGAACUCCGCUACUGUGUGUCGCAAAAUCUCCUGCCCUGUGGUAUCAUGUGCUAACGCCACUGUGCCCGAUGGAGAGUGCUGCCCUCGCUGUGGAAAUCAACGCGAUCCAGAAGAGGACGCUUGGUCCGCAUGGUCUGAAUGGACCCAGUGUUCGGUGACUUGUGGCCGUGGCAUCCAGCAGCGUGGACGCUCCUGCGACCGCAUCAACAGCAAGUGUGAGGGCACCUCUGUCCAGACCCGUGAUUGCUACCCACAGGAAUGUGACAAACGCUUCAAACAGGAUGGAGGCUGGAGCCACUGGUCACCCUGGUCUUCAUGCUCUGUGACCUGUGGUGAGGGGGUCAUCACCCAAAUCCGCCUCUGCAACUCCCCCACACCCCAGAUGGGUGGUAGAGACUGCCAGGGAGUGGGACGUCAAACUAAAGUCUGCCGGAAGUCACCCUGUCCUAUCAAUGGAGGUUGGGGACCUUGGUCACCAUGGGACACCUGCAGUGCUACCUGCAAUGGAGGAAUCCAGAACCGUAAACGUCUCUGCUCUGACCCUGCUCCUAAAUAUGGUGGAAAAGACUGUGUUGGUGAUGCUACUAUGUCUCAAAUUUGCAACAAACAGGAGUGCCCCAUUGAUGGCUGUCUCUCCAACCCAUGUUUCUCUGGAACAAAGUGCACCAGCUUCCCCGAUGGCUCUUACAAGUGUGGCAGAUGUCCACUUGGCUACACUGGAAAUGGCAUCACCUGCAAAGACAUCGAUGAAUGUAAAGAGGUCCCUGAUGCUUGCCAUACUCAUAACGGAGUCCAUCGCUGUGAGAACACUGAGCCAGGUUACAACUGCCUGCCCUGCCCUGCACGUUUCUCUGGUCCUCAGCCCUUUGGAAGAGGAGUGGAAGAGGCAACAGCUAAAAAACAGGUUUGCGCUCCCCGUAAUCCUUGCCAAGACGGUAGCCACAACUGUCAUAAAAAUGCAAACUGCAUCUACUUGGGCGUCUUCUCCGAGUCCAUGUUCCGGUGCGAGUGCAAGCCAGGGUAUGCCGGGAAUGGCCGUAUUUGCGGAGAGGACAGUGACUUGGAUGGAUGGCCCAACACUGACCUGCUGUGUGUGGAGAACGCCACCUAUCACUGCAAGAAGGAUAACUGCCCCAACCUUCCCAAUUCUGGCCAGGAAGAUCAUGACAAAGAUGGUCUGGGUGAUGAAUGUGACCAUGAUGAUGACAAUGAUGGGAUCCCCGAUGACAGGGACAACUGCCCAAGAGUGUACAACCCUGCCCAGUAUGACGCAGACAGAGACGAUGUUGGGGAUCGUUGUGACAACUGCAUAUUUGAAGCCAACACUGAUCAAACCGACACUGACAACAAUGGAGAGGGUGAUGCCUGUGCUGUUGACAUUGAUGGGGAUGGCAUUCUGAAUGAGAACGACAACUGCCCCUAUGUUUACAACGUGGACCAGAGAGACACUGACAGGGAUGGGGUGGGAGAUCAUUGUGAUAACUGCCCUCUGGAGCACAACCCUGAUCAGAUCGACUCUGACUCAGAUCGCAUUGGAGACAAGUGCGACAACAACCAGGACAUUGACGAGGAUGGUCACCAGAACAACUUGGACAACUGCCCCUACAUCCCUAAUGCCAACCAGGCUGAUCAUGACAAGGACGGCAAGGGUGACGCCUGUGACCACGAUGACGACAAUGAUGGCAUUCCUGAUGACAAAGACAACUGCAGACUGGCCUUUAACCCUGAUCAAGUGGACUCUGAUGGUGAUGGCCGUGGUGAUGUGUGCAAGGACGAUUUUGACCAAGACAAUGUUUUGGACAUCUAUGAUGUUUGCCCGGAGAACUUUGCUAUCAGUGAAACCGACUUCCGCAGAUUCCAGAUGGUUCCUCUGGACCCCAAGGGCACCUCUCAGAUUGACCCCAACUGGGUGGUUCGGCAUCAGGGCAAAGAGUUGGUGCAGACUGUCAACUGUGACCCUGGCAUUGCUGUCGGUUAUGAUGAGUUCAGUGCAGUGGAUUUCAGUGGAACGUUCUUCAUCAACACUGACAGAGAUGACGACUACGCUGGGUUCGUGUUUGGCUACCAGUCCAGCUCUCGCUUUUACACAGUCAUGUGGAAACAGAUCACACAGACGUACUGGUCCCACACACCCACAAGAGCUCAGGGCUACUCUGGCUUGUCAAUCAAAGUGGUCAACUCCACCACUGGGCCUGGCGAACAUCUGAGGAACGCUCUGUGGCACACUGGAGACACCCCAGGACAGGUCCGCACUCUGUGGCACGACCCCAAGAACAUUGGCUGGAAGGACUUCACAGCCUACAGAUGGCAUCUGACCCAUAGACCCAAGACUGGACUUAUUAGAGUGGUCAUGUAUGAAGGCAAGAGAAUCAUGGCUGAUUCUGGAAACAUCUUUGACAAGACAUAUGCUGGUGGGCGACUAGGCUUGUACGUCUUUUCUCAGGAGAUGGUUUACUUCUCAGACCUCAAAUAUGAAUGCAGAGAUUCAUAAUUGGACCACAGAGUCUUCUAGAAGAAUGUAUCAAUAUGAAUCUUUAACACAAGACCUGGAUCGAUUUCUAUUUAACUUUUUCCUUAGAGAAAUGCACAUCGGAGGUAUGUCGAGCAAGUGACCUAACAUGAGGUAAAGAGACCUCAGGAGUUAAAGCCAAAUGAAAGUUCAACGAUAAAUCUGCACCAAACUCAAAUUGCGAGCGCAGCACUGCUCAGAAGA